This is a messenger RNA of Vitrella brassicaformis, 777 nucleotides long. The record is from the annotation of a GenBank genome assembly. NCBI's taxonomy places the organism in Eukaryota, Vitrellaceae.
CCGAUGCCGGGAAAGCGAAAGCAUAAGACUGACGCUGAUGAUGUUGACGUAGAGCAAGAAAGCAUGAACGGCGGAUCUGAGAGUGCGAGUGCCAAAAGCGAGGCCAAACCGAAGAAACGUGGACCAGGUCGUCCACCAAAGAACAAGCCCGAGGAGCAGCCCAAGCCGGAGGCGGAGAUGGAGGAUGAGCCAAAGAAGGACACGAAGGCCAUGAGGAUCUUGAAGAAGUUGAUGCAAGUCGAACAAGACCUCACCACGGCCGAGGAGACGAAGAGAUCACACGAGGAGGAGGUGCAGAAGUGCAAGGACGACAUCAACAAGCUCAAGCCGAAGAAGCAGAAACUAAUGGACGACCUGUUCGAGGCAAACAACCAAGAAGACGCCCUUGCUGCUGCUGGCACACUCUCGGGUCAGGAAGCCGCCGCCGCUGCUGGCGGACAGAAGAACGGGGACGGGGAGGGUGAGGGCAACGGAGAGGAAAACAAGUGAGGGCGGAGAUGGGGUGCGUGAAGGCGGGCAGGGAUGGUGUAUGUAUUUCAUCUGUGCGUAUUGACUAACGACCCUCUUUUUCUAUGACGUUCCGUCUGUACGUGUUGACCUCUGACCCGUUUGUGUCCUCAUAACGAUGUACACACGCACGAGCACUCUCUCUGUCUCUCCGUGAAUCGACCGACCCAGAACAGCGUGUGAAAGCAAAACUGGUGCCUGCCUACAUGCACACAUCCACACGGACACGUAAUAUUGACAGACAAAACGGGCAAUCGCAUUCACACACAG